Alosa sapidissima (American shad) is the source of this 4932-nucleotide messenger RNA. RefSeq names its product Fanconi anemia group A protein (gene fanca). The transcript is spliced from 43 exons. Gene Ontology annotation, molecular function: protein binding. Gene Ontology annotation, cellular component: Fanconi anaemia nuclear complex. Bases 335 to 4741 code for a protein of 1468 amino acids. NCBI's taxonomy places the organism in Eukaryota, Metazoa, Chordata, Actinopteri, Clupeiformes, Clupeidae. The record is from RefSeq and is a predicted model, not a curated record. Gene Ontology annotation, biological process: interstrand cross-link repair.
GCGCGUCGAACGUAAUAGGAAGUAGCCUAUGUUAGAAGUAAUUACAUGCUGUCCAUCGAAUAAACAACAUGGCUUUGAAGGAGAUAUUUGUGAUGGAUUGACUGUUUAAAGUUAUUUAAAAUGAAGCGAAAUUAAUCGGUGGCCAUGUGCUGUCUAUCGAUAGAGAUUUCACAGUUUUCCCAGUGGACCGAGACACAUCAGCAACUAAUUUUGAUCUUCUCUGAUUAAAAGCCAAGUUCCUGAAACGGUAGGCCUACCCCCACAGCAGCUAGCUAAGUUAGGUAAUCCUGGCUAUGGUUGUCACGAGACAAGUAAGCUAGCACGCUAAUGCAGAAUGUCUUUGGAGGCGUCAAGUGUGUUGGCACCAUCGCAGAAAACGUCGCUGUCAUCUCUUCUUGCUAGCCGCGCUGGGAAGAGGCCGAGAGAGCAUCUGUCCGGAGAGGAGCUGCAGGAGGCUGCUAUUCAGCUGCUCAACAGCAACCAGAACCUGUCCGAUCUGCUUCUAGAAGUGGGGCAACACAGUCCCAAGUUUGGGAAAGUAGAUCAUUACUGGGAUUCAGGAGAAAGAGAUGCAUUUGAUCACCGCCCUGACCCUGUUCAGAAGACUGGAGCUUCUUUCCUCUUGAGUGAGCUGAAGAGGCAGUCACAGGAGCUGGGGGUCCCUGUGGGUGUUCUCUCAGUCAAGGUGGUGCUGGAGAGAGUGCUGGAGCUGACCACAGAGAGAGAUGAAGAUCAUGUACUCCUGACCUCAGCACAAAGGGCCCAGCUCUGUGUGUUGCUUCAGUCUACAAGAGAGCUCCUCUCACUUGGAACCUUCAGUCCCAGGCUUUUAUGGCAGGAAUAUUGGAAAGCACAGCCUAAGCUUGAGGUUAUCUACCAUUUACAUGCUGAAAACAUUCUUGCCCUGGAAGACCUCUUUGAAAGUAAUGAUGAUGUUGGGAGCUGGUUGGUGAAGAAGUUCCAGGCUCUGUGUGGGUUACUUCCAUCCCAGGAGGAGGAGGAGCUGACCAAGCAGAAGAUCUUGUCAACUGUCAUGUGUGCUCUGGUGCGGGGUGGCUUUGAGGAAGCCCAGGACACUGCUUCAUCUUCCAGAAGGUUCCCUCAACGUUGUUGCUCCGUGCUGGACAACAUGCUUUCCUGGCUGCUGGACUCGCUGAGCUCCAGCCAGGGCCCACAGGAGCAGGAGGAGGGGAAGGCAGCAGCGAUGGCCUGGGUGGGAGUGUUUGAGGCCUGUGUGUCUCAUGCCUCCGUUCUCGGCCAGGCUCUGCGUCGUUUCUCCACACGCUCCCUCACACACAUACUCACCCACUGCCCACGACUCAAAGUGUCAGAUGCAAUUGCCAUGCAGAACAACUGGACCUUUGCCAAAACCAACCCCCUCUUGACGUCUCUGUUUUGUAAGCUGUGUGUGUUGUUCAGUAUGGAGGAGCUGCUCUCUCAUCUGCAGCAGGUGCUGGAAACUCACGAGGUCAACUGGCAGCAUGUCCUUUCCUGUUUGUCCACCUUGCUGGUGUACCACUCAGAUGGACAGCCAUGCCUCAAAGAAAUGUUGUCUAGACUCCUGAGUUUAGCAUUUGAAGCCUACGACCUGGAGAGCAUGAUCACCGCCUUCCUGCUGGCUCGCCAGGGGGCGCUAGAGGGCUCAGCAUUGUUCCCCUCCUACAGUGACUGGUUUAAGCUGGCCUUUGGAGGUGCCAGUGGUUACCAUGGCAACAGCAAGAAAUCGCUGGUGUUCCUGCUGAAGUUCCUGUCUGACCUGGUGCCCUUUGACCCGCCACAGUACUUGAAGGUGCAUAUUCUACACCCCCCGUAUGUUCCAGCCAAGCACCGCGCUCUCCUGCAGGAGUAUGUGUCCCUUGCUAAAACCAGACUGGCUGACCUGAAGGUGUCAGUGGAGGAGAUGGGUCUCUAUGAGGAUGUGACUGGAGCCGCUCCAACUGUUCAGCCCCAGCAUCAAGCCCAGCAGGACGUGGAGAAGGCCAUCUCUCUGUUUGAAAGCACUGGGAAGAUUUCUGCCAUGGUCAUGGAGGCCAGUAUUUUCCGGAGGCCCUACUUCCUGUCUCGCUUCCUGCCCGCCCUCCUUACUCCACGAGUGUUGCCCGUCAAGGCAGAUGCCAGGAUGAACUUUAUUGAAGCUCUGCGGAGGGCGGAUAAGAUCCCAUCAGCUGUCUACUCAUCAUACACAGACUCCUGCCAUAGUGAGAGCCAGAGGCAGCAAUGUGGUGUGGUCAGGCCCCUGGAGGGCAGUGAGGCUGUUCUGGCAGUGUUGCGCUCUCAGCUGCAGGAACUCCGGAGGCUACUGUCCUCAGGAGCUAACCAUGGAGAUGUGUCGGCCCAGCUGGCCCGGAUCUCGGACACGCUGAGCGGAGCGUCCCCCGAGCCCCCAGAGGAGGCGGUCGGACACCACGUCAUUCAGCUCCAGACGGGGACGCUAUGUUCCAACGAACUCCAGACCAGACUGGUGAAUGCCCUCCUGAGGGGCUUCUGUCAGUGUCUCCUGGAUGCCUCUAAAGCCAAUCCCCCCAACAGGCAGGGAACGUGGGCGGCCCAGUUUGUGAAGCUCCUGCUGGGCCACAGGCGUCUGCUGAUCUCCCUCCUGCACCGCCUCUGGGAUCUGCUGCCGCAACAGGGUCCCUCUUUGGGUGCAGCUCACGUUCUAGGACUGGCUGCUCUGCUAGUGCAGCUUCAUGCAGCCGGACCUCUGUGCCCCAUGGUGCAACUGCCUUCAUCCUCCCCCACCACCUCUUCCUCCCCCUCCUCUUCCUCGUCCCUCGAUCCGUGCGGCCCCCUGCCUGUGUCCGAGGCUCUGAAUGCAGCCCUGCUGAGCCACACCAGUGACCACAUGAACUUCAGUCUGCGGUUUUGUGUGGCUGCUGUUAGCUAUGGCCUGUGCAGCUCCCAUCCUGAGGGUGUCCAGCAGUGCAUCCCCAGCGGCCUCUACAAGAAGCUGGUGUACCUGGUGCCCAGACUGGUAGCGGAGGCACGGGCAGAGGGAGGCUGCAAGGGCCGAGGCCAGCCGGAGCACCUGCAGCCUGGAGGGGGCGCCGAGGAGCCGGGGGUGUGGAGCCGCCUCACCGACCCUACAGUCACUCUCACCGCCUCCGUCCUGGAGCUGUGGAGAUACGGGCCCUUCCGCUCCCUGCAGAAACUGCCAGCCUAUCAGUUAUCUUUUCCUGAAUGGCUGGCCCUUGAACUCCGAGUGCAGCGGAGUCAGGAUGCCCUUUCUGACCCACAGAGGCAGGAGUAUGAGCAGUGGGCGUGUGAGCAGCUCUACCUUCCCACCGCGCUGGGACAGGGGGGCUGUGGAGGAGACGUGCAGAGCGCCUGCACACACAUCCUCAACGCAGUCAUGGACAUGAGCACCAGACCCCAGUCCUGGCUGAGUCCUGACCACAGUGUCCCGCUCACGGACACCUGCCUCCCGGAUGUCCUGUCCAGACUACAGGAGAUGGUAUGUGAACUGCAAAUGACUCUGCGCUUUCAGAGUUCAGGGCGAGCAGAUGGACACUUCCUCUUUGAUGUGGUUGCCGGGAGAUGCUCCAAAAGCCCCGACUCCCAGGACCUCGGCAGUGAGCUGAGCCUGCAGCAAACACUUCACACCUGGAACAGAGUUAUCCUGGCCUUGCCAGCUCUAAGUCUCAUCCCAGUGAAAACUGAAGGAGCCAAGAGGAGUCUAGAGUGUCAGCCCCUCAUAGAGCAUGUGAACCUGUAUCAGAGAAAGGUGUGUAGUCCAGCUGGACUCCUCCCCUAUCCUCUCACUGCUCACUUCCUCAGGGGGAUUGUUGGUGCCAGUAUGUGCUGUGAGCGUCCGGCUGCAUCCAUCAAUAGGGCCGUGUCUCAGAUAAGCCAACAGUGCCCUCUGCUGUUGGCCUCCGCUGGGCACUGGUGGGGGCAUCUUUCACCUGUGCUGGGCUCUCAGUGGAAUCGGGGGAGCGACGGAGACUUUCUGCCAGAGAAGCUGCAGCAGCUGGCCGACUGCCACUCCUGGGCUUGCAGGUGGGUGAGCAGCAGCACCGGUCAGUCUGAAGUCCCAUUUGCGCCUGCGCUCCUGUUGGCUGCCUGUCUGCACCAGCAGUGGACCAGUGGCCUGGACAUCUCCCCCCGGAGCAGCCCCGAGAGGCUGGCCCAGCUGCAGCAACACCAUAGGCCGGUGCUGGUGUUCCUGUUGUUCUUCUGCAUGAGCGACCUCCUGACUGCUUAUCUCGGUCCUCAGGGAGCAGAGAGUGUGAAGCAGGCUCAGCAGCAGUGCUGUGACAUCCUGACAUUACUGGUGGACUCUGCAGACUGGCUGCAUCUAUUCCACUCCCAAAGCACUGAGCAAAACCAGUACCAGUGUGCCACCAUUAUAAGUACUGAGGAGAACAACAGACUGAUGCCCCUUGCAUUCUACAGCCUAGUGCCCUCGCUGGAUGCAGCAGUGCUGAACAGUGCAGUGAGUGCUCCCAGGUUUCUCUACACGGCCGUUCUGAGCUACUGUAAGCUGCUGCAGCUCUUCCUGGAUGGAGAAACCCCAAAACCCCGACCAGUGAGCCCUCCUCAGCAGAUGGAUGUGUCUCAGGUUUUGUCCAGGGCUCAACAGGUCCUCUUAAAGAUCAUCAUCCUGAGCUCACCAGGCUGCCUUACUCACACCCAAAGAACUGAGCUGGAGGAACUGUGUGGCGAGCUGGACCCAGAGGUAGCGGCUACCCUCUCCAUGCAGCUGAGUCCUCCAGACCUGAGCCAAGAGAUGGACUUCCUGUGAAGAGGGGGGCGGUGGUCGAUUUUAGGCCACACUCAGUGAGAAAGGCCUCACUGAAUCCCUCCUAAGUGUUUACUGGUUUUUUUUUUUGGGGGGGGGUGUGUGUGUAAGGGGUAAACUUCUGUAAACUUAAAAGUUAAUUUGAAUACUGCUGCUUCUAUUUAUUUGACCAAAUAUAAAAAUCAAUUCCAAUG